CCUCAUGCGAAAGCCAUAAGAAGAAUUUAGCAUUGCAUCAAUCAGUUUGUAAUGAAAAACGUCGCUUUAAGCGUGUUUUGCUUUGUCUUUUUAAGACUAAGGUAAAAAGAAUACCGAAGCUGGGAACGCUAAAGCUGUUUCAAUUUAAUGCUCUAUGUAUUUCACUCUUGAACAAAAGCUGUGGAUUAAGAGUAAUUUCAUGGUCCUUGGUUCUCAAUACUCGACACCAAUUUGUGCCCGGAGCUCUGAAACAUUUGAUUGAUUUCAAAGGCGAUUUGUUUCUACAUUUCGAAGCAUCGAAGAAAUCAAACGUUUGAUCGAAAUUAUCUUUCAUCCGUCAGUAAAGCGCGUCCCGGGUGGAUAAUCGAGGAGGCAGCGCUCGAACAAAUGGUACAAACAUAUCGAUGUCUCAAUCGAUCCGUGGAUGCGCUGGCAUAAAUUAAACUGGUUGUUUGUCAGCAGAGCGACAACCUUUUACACCUGUCUCUCAAGCUCGGAGUAGAUGCGCGACUUACAAGUGAGCUUGGAUCACUUCCUUCGAUGUAAGGCCGUCGUAAUCAAUCAUGGCCACCGAUGUAGGAGCAUGGCUGCCGUUUGCGAGGGCGGCCGCUGUCGGAUGGGUUCCUUUAGCAACGUCUCCGAUGCCACCUCCGCCAGAAUCACAAAAAAACGACGAGCGAGUCACCAUCAAUGUUAGUGGGAGGCGGUUUGAAACAUGGCAAAAUACAUUGGCGCGAUUCCCGGAAACUCUACUUGGAAGUGACGAAAAGGACUAUUUUUUCGAUUCGGAAACAAAAGAAUACUUCUUUGAUCGAGAUCCAGACUUAUUCCGCCAUGUCUUGAAUUAUUAUCGCAAUGGAAAGCUGCACUACCCGCGGGGAGAAUGCGUGUCUUCCUUUGAAGACGAACUUUGCUUUUUCGGUAUAUCUGAAGAUGUGGUGCACGAUUGUUGUUGGGAAGAUUUUCGCGAAAGGAAGAAAGAAUGCGAAGAACGAAUUUUUGAACCUGAUAAACUGGAAGAUGGUUCUCAGAAUGGCGAGGAAAACACAGAUUCGACAAUUCGCGAGAAGAUGUGGACUGCUUUUCAAAAUCCGCAAAGCUCGCGGCUUGCUACUUUGGCAUAUUACAUCACUGGUUUCUUUAUUGCUGUUAGUGUGAUCAGCACUGUGGUGGAAACACUUCCAACAGAAGGAGGAACGUUUGGCGACGUCAAUAAACAGACCUUCUUCUCGAUGGAAACAGCUUGUGUCAUAGUAUUUACUGUUGAGUACAUAGCGCGCUUGUACGCAGCUCCUAACCGCUUCAAGUUCGCUCGAGAUCUAAUGAGCAUAAUAGAUGUGGUAGCUAUAUUACCUUACUAUGUUGGACUCUUUAUGCCAGAUAAUUCUAUAAGUGGCGCAUUUGUGACCCUGAGAGUAUUUAGGAUCUUCAGAAUAUUCAAAUUUUCAAGACACUCAAGAGGGCUUCGAAUCCUGGGGUAUACACUGAAGAGUUGCGCCUCAGAACUCGGCUUUCUGUUGUUCUCCCUGUCAAUGGCGGUGAUAAUUUUCGCCACUGUUAUGUACUAUGUGGAAAAAGGAGAGAAAGACACGAAUUUCACGAGUAUUCCAGCGAGUUUCUGGUACACGAUUGUCACAAUGACCACAUUAGGAUAUGGUGACAUGGUACCACAAACAACCCCUGGAAAGAUUGUGGGUAGCUUGUGUUCUCUCAGUGGUGUCCUUGUGAUAGCUUUACCAGUGCCUGUCAUUGUAUCUAAUUUUAGUCGAAUAUAUUUGCAAAACCAGAGAGCAGAUAAAAGGAAAGCUCACAAGAAAGCAAGAGUGUCCAUUUCAAAGACGAUGGCUGGAACAGCUUUGGUUUCCCCCCCUGAUAAGGAGAAUGUUCCCCUGGGUGCUGGCUUGGAGUUGACACAAAUUCCAGUGAGUAAUAAAGAGAAAAAUUAUCUUGAUGAACAGCAUACUCAUCUACUUCAGUGCUUGGAAAAGGCUACGGCACGGCAGUUUGUAGAAAUGGAGUACUCAUAUAAAGGAGAACCUGUACGCAAAACUCCCAAGCUGUCUACUCCAAUUUGUACUCCAUCUGGUUCACCAAUCUCCUCAUCUGUUUCAUUAGCGGCAGUGUGUGACAAUGCUUGUUACAACCGAAACAGUUAUGCAGGGAAAUGCAUGAAGCGAACAAGAUCAUUCUCUGAACCUGCACAUCAACUUGAGAAUGCAUUUUUAACUGAUUACAUGGCAAUGAAUGACGUGAAAAGCAAGCACAAAGUUAACUCUAAGCCACACAAUGACAAACAACCUAAUAAUGUCACCACAUCAGCUAUUGUGACCCUCCCAGAUUUUGAAACUGUGGCAGUCCCAAAUAAUAUUCAUGACGGAGCUCCCAAUCGCAGAUAUGAAAAUUGUAAUAACCGGCGGGGGUCUCACACAGUAAUUUAAAAUCAAGCUGUUUUAGAACAAAGUGAGUGAGUUUGCUCAUAGGGUGAAAGUUGCCAGCAAGUGCCAACAUCAAGUUCAUUGUUGAUUCAGAUCAUGAAAUUUAGCUCCAGUUGUGGCUAUUAACUUUCCAAGAGAUUUCAAAUUAUUACAAAAUAUUAUUUGAAAAAAUUUCUGAAAUUUGAAAUACAAGUACAUAUUUAAUACAGCUGCAAUACUUGGUAUUUAAAUAGUUUUUGCAGAGUGGUGUUUGAAUGCCACAACAUUUCAGAUGCAGCUUUGAACAAACUAUCCAUCUUUUUCGUAUGGAAACUUUUGGUGAAGUUUUUACCAAAUUCCAAGUCUUAUUUAAAACCAGAAUGUGCAGUGCACAGUUUUGUGUAUAUGGCGCAUGGUCGUCAAAAAUUACUUAUCCAAGAGUUCAAUUAGACAUAUUUUCUACAAAACCAGUGGAUAGAAGGAGUAUUCAAAAGUACAGAGAGGUGAUUACCUGGUCCAUGCGAGUUCAGAGAUGUGAAUGAAAAUGACUAUGUCAUUGUAGCAUGGCAUCGCACAGCCAUAACAGGCUGGUGUGAAGAUUGAACUGGUCCUUUAAUGGACAAAUAUCUUGUAUGUGGGGUGCAGUGUGGCUAUAGGAGACGUGAAAGCAAAGUACUGUGUCAUGUGGAGAGCACAAGAAUGCAAGGAUUGAAGACCUGUUGUGGAUUUAAGAGGUACUCAAUAUCAUUUUGUAGUGGGUCUGCGCCAUAUUGGGAUGUUCAAGAAUAAAGAUAUCGAAAGUCCACUGGGAUUAUCCUGCUUUACAGUGGGGAAACUAUGGACAAAUACUGAACUGGAAAUGGCUCUGAGAAUUAGCUUGCAUAGCUGGAAGUUUAUUUAUGUGGUGGCAAAUUUGAGAAAAUAAUAGUGGCAAAACCUCAGGGAGAAUGGAGAGGGGUCCCCGCAGCCUUUGCCUUUUUUUGCACUACAAGUUUGCUGCAGCAGAAGAAAGCCCCCCGGAUACCCAUGCUAUAGGAGAGUCAAAGUAUAUUGCUAUGGAUCAAGGGUGGCCAAAAAUACCUUUGACGUUUAGCCUUAAAGGCAAGCUUAUUUAUUACCAUAAUUCCAGAUGGCCAAAGGUUAGUGUCUUAAAACAUUUCAGGUAUUUCAAGCUGUAAAGAUAUGGAUGUGAUGAUUGCAUUUGUAUAGAGGACUUGAAAUUUAAAUUGCUUUGUGGUGGUCUCAACUGAAAAAUUGUUUGGUAGAGGCAAUAAUAUAUGUGAAGUCUUUAUGUGAGUUCCUGCACAGGUUCCUCCACAUUGUGAACUUUGCUACCUGACUUCAGACUACCACUAGUUGAGACAGGGGUUAGGUCAGCUAGGUCUGUAUUUACAGACAAGAACAAAGAAAUGCAUGUUUGCGGUAAGCUAAGGAGAAAAUUUAGCUUACUAUUUAUGAUGAUUAUUUAUCUGUCAAGGUACUUAUAGCAACUAUUUAAUUUUAGAGCUUGACUAGAGCUAUGUAUUUUCUGCUCUUUUCCUGAUAGUUUAGCGGUAUUUUCACAAAAUACUGUACGCAAAAGGUAACCAGUUGAUAUACCAGACUUACAUUUCAAUUGUGUACAUUUAAGCUGCUAAAAGAGCACAUUCCAGGGUAAUAUGUGUUUUGUUUCACAAAUCACGUUCAUGCAUUCACAUUUGAAGACUUAAAAAGUGUUAUAAGUUGCAUUUAUGUAGUUGUAUUUUGUUACAUGUAAACAGGUCUGACAGGUACCUUCAGUGAAACAUUGUUUGGAAAGACAAACAGAGUUAUGUAUUUCCUCGAUUAAGUGCCCCUCGUCUCAUUAAUACCAUUCAAUCAUCAAAACACUUACUGAGAACCUGUCUUUUUCCUGAAAAAAAAAAAGCAGAUCAGCUCAGAAGUAGAAAGGAAAUGUGAUUUUCGUCAAGGGCUUUUCAGCCAAAAUGGUAUUUGUACAGUUGAACCUCUCCAUACGGACACCUCUCUAAUAUGGACACCUCUCUAAUACGGACAGCUUCAUAUGUACUGACAAAAUUCUCAUAAAGUUCCUCUAAAAUACCCUCUAUAAUAUGGACCCUCUCUAAAACAGACAACAGACACUAAAUCUCGGCCCUAGAGAGCAAAUUCAUACCAAUUUAACCUCUUUAUUAUGGACACUCCAGGGACUAGGUGUUGAUAAUUUGUAGUAUGUACCAUUUCCUGUCAGCAGUUAUACAAACAUUGACAUUUCAUCAUUUAGAUUCAGAAAUUCACAAGUGAAUCACUUUUGGGCCUGAUUCUGUCAGUGGAGACGUCAAAGUGACGUCAUCAUAGUGACCUCUCCAAUACAGACACCCCUUUAAUACGGACACUUUGCUCGGUCCCUGUGGUGUCCGUAUCAGAGAGGUUCAAUUGUAUAAAGGUAUGGUUGGAUUUAUCUUUGAAAAAUGAAAUGCACAGCGGCAAGAAUUAAGCACCUGAGCUCUUAAUCGAGGAAGUGUAAAUGGAAUUUAAGAAUUUUAACUUUCUUUUUAUUGGCCUGUUUUUUCGUUUGAAUCUCCUUGUUUUGGUAUUUUAGUUGAAGAAUAUUGGAUUGAAGUCCAAAAAAGAAAUUGAUCUUACAAAUAAGUUCUGUAUUCGUAGUAGGCUUGGACGAAUAAUUAUUGUGCUCAUAAAGUUAUGCUCAGGCUACUAUAGUAUGUUUGCAUUGUGCUCAUAUAGUUAUGAACUUAAUCUGUAUCAUCCUAUAUAGCAAGGUCACUAUUGAUUAUUUUCCGUUCCUCACUAAUUUGUAUGUUAUAAUUACAUUUCUGAUAUUUUCCCUUACAUUCAAAUAAUGCUUCACAUUGCUUAUGUUACUAACAUAAUGCAAAUUGUCUUAAGAAGCCAAAAAAUGCUCAUUACCCUCAAAAGUAUCGAGGCAUGAUUUGUCCUGGCGUACUCUAUUGGCAGCGUCACUCUGCAUUCUCCUCUUGUCCUUUCUUUUGAGGGUAAUAUCAAGGAACCCAUGGGUGGAGUUCAUCUAUUGGGUCUUGACUUCAAUGCAUAAGUCUAGUCAAUUAUUUGGCCAGGGGAGUUGAUUAGGUUGCUUCAACCUUUUUGCCCAUAAAAAUUAAUGAGGAGAGUGAAUAGCGGAGGCCGCACAAUGUUCUCUUUCCUUUGUGUUAUAGUUUUCAGUCGUUAUUUGGAUGAAUUGAAAAUCGUAUUUAAGACUGGAUUAUCUCAUUCUACAUUCUGUUUUUCCCAACACAAUGGCUGGGAUGAAGACUUGUUUCUAAUUGUUGCUCAACAAUUCUGCAGUUUUAGUUUUUAUUUUUUGCUUCAAAUAUAUUGCCAGUUUUUAUCUGAUCCUUUAAUUCUUUUAGUCUCAUGAAGACAGUCUUGAAUGUUUUGUCCACUUACAAUUAAUACAUAGUAAAAGUAAUCAGUGUAUGUAAGAAUUAGCCAAAACCAUUUGAUUAGUCAGGGAUUUUUUUUCGUUUGCUGAACUGAGUGAACCUUUAACCCCCAGUAGAGAUCAGUUUCUAUUUUCUUUUCACUGUUUUAUAAUUCCAGUUAAUGAGAAUAACAGGGCUGAUCUUGACUUUAGAUCACAUAAAAUGUACUUAGGAUAGGGAGAGAUAUGAAGUUGACUUUGUGAGCAAAAGGGCGUAACACUAUCCUAGUCUCAGAAUUAUAAUUUAAAAGAAAGGAGCCAGCUCCAGGAGUUUGCUUUGUAUUUAUUUCACGGCUAAAUGUGCUUUACCGUUGCCAUUUGUUGUAGCAUGCGAAUACUUUUCUCCCAUCCUUAUGUUGGCCUUCCAAACUUCUCGGUUUAAUGAAAAGGAACCGGUUACAAUUUAUUUACUUUGCAUUCUCCGCUUCCUGGGGUGACUCAGGCGAAACGAAUAUUUGUGGCGGAGGCUAGUUAUAAAGUGGCAAUAGUAAAAUAUGUCUUAAACAUUUUGUACAAUUAUUAGUUGUGAUGCUUGCUGUGAACUGAUUGUACACUGGAAAAGAGUAUUUGAGUUUACUUUUUAUGAGCAUCCAGCGCCGCAGGUUUUAUUUAUACCAGGAACUGAGCAAAAUGUACCUUGACAAUAAACAGAAUUACAACACUA
Messenger RNA from Orbicella faveolata, 6514 nucleotides. RefSeq names its product potassium voltage-gated channel protein Shal-like. Gene Ontology annotation, biological process: potassium ion transmembrane transport; protein homooligomerization; action potential. Gene Ontology annotation, molecular function: voltage-gated potassium channel activity; protein binding. Lineage: Eukaryota; Metazoa; Cnidaria; Anthozoa; Scleractinia; Merulinidae. Gene Ontology annotation, cellular component: voltage-gated potassium channel complex; membrane. The record is from RefSeq and is a predicted model, not a curated record.